Drosophila eugracilis is the source of this 3664-nucleotide messenger RNA. Its product is annotated as mucin-5AC. Bases 397 to 3522 code for a protein of 1041 amino acids. The record is from RefSeq and is a predicted model, not a curated record. NCBI's taxonomy places the organism in Eukaryota, Metazoa, Arthropoda, Insecta, Diptera, Drosophilidae. The transcript is spliced from 3 exons.
CGCAGAAUCCGUAAGCUACGGACGUGUUUCGCUCGAGCGCAUCGCGCAUCUCCCGACUUCGACCUCCGAUCUCUCGCUCGCACCCGCCCUCCGCUCAUAGCACCCUCUCGCUCGCGCCUCGAAGUGAUCGUGAUAUCGUGCCGCGGAUUUUGAAGUUUCUGUUCGAUUGAGAAAAGGCGGUGAAAAUAUUACACAUUAUAGCGAUUUUGUCAUCGCGAUCAUUGUUAGACGUCGCGGUCCGCCUACGCGAUAAUUAUUCCAGUUCGUUUUUUAUCCCCUUUGGGCAAUGCCCAAUUCUAAAUUGUUUAUUGCGUGACAAAUUCAGAUUCCGUCAGAAAAAGGCCCAAGAAUAAUUUAAUAAAAAUACGAAACACCAGCCCAAACACCCACGAGAUAAUGCAGAUCGUCCCGAAGCCACUAUGCGGUGGCAGCGUGGUUAGCUUUACCGUUAUGCUGCUGCUGAUCAUCGGAGCCGAAUUCGCCGUUGGAAGGCCUGAUGUGCGCGAAUCGCCCUUCGCCCUCGAACUGCAACCGCCGCUAUUGCAGCCGGACGUGUCCUUCAGCUCGGCCCAAGGGGGCAAUGGUGGGCCAAAGGCCAUCGACAGCUACGGUAACCCCAUCGAUGCACUGCGACCAAUAGACACGCCUGACGGUCGCAAGGUGGUCAGUGCCCAGGGCGUUCAGUUCGAGAUACCCACGUAUGCCUCGGGAAUCACAGAGAUCCGGCGGCCGGCCGAUGAUCUUUUGCCUCCGCACAUUGGUGAGUUGACAUCUACGCUACGAGCAGCGGCUGCCAGCGGUGCCAUCAGCAAAACAGAAACGGAAACGGAAACCAGGACAGAAACCAAUGCCUUGACAGCACCACACACAAACAGUAGUCGUAGAAAUAGUACAAAUAGCAUUAGCACCCGCACCGCACUAGCCGCACCCAUAAGCACCACUAACAAACUGGCCAAGCGAGAUUCGCAGGGCGGCCAGUUCCCCAUUGCACCACCCAGUAACCGCCACGCCCCUCCCUCCUUCUCCCUAAUCAAAUUGAAUCCCUUCCUUGGUCUGGAUACACCCAUUACCCAGAUCGGUAGCCAUCCCAGUCCAAAUUCAAGUCCCAGACUCUGCCCCAAACCCAGUCCCAGUCUUAAUCCCAGUGCCAGGUCCUUAUCCCAAGUCCCAGCCAACGCGAAUUGCUCGAAAUAUUCAACUCCGAAUCCGAAUCCUCUCCAACCAGAUGCCAUCGCUGUGGGCCUGGAACCCAGCGCCGAUCAGAAACCGAAUCCGAACUCAUUCACUGGCACAGCAUCAGCAUCCGCACCAGCACCACUUCCAGCCACAUCAUUAACACCGCCCCUCCAUGAUCCACCAUCAACCGACACGACAACCACCGCGGAUGUGGAGGUGGAGCAGGCGCACCUGGUGCCACUUCCACAGGACGAGAAGGAGGCGGAUUCUCUGCCCGAUUAUAUCCGGGAGUUGCAACGGGAGGAUGCGAAUAUUGGCGGUCCAAUCGAAUGGAAACCGGCUGCCGAUGGGGCACCUCUCAGUGUGAUUGCCUGGGACCUGUUGCCACCGCACCAGGAUCAGGAUUCCCACCGCCAGGCGGAACAGGAACAGGCACAGGAGCCCACGAUUAUCACUCAGGCCCAGCAGCUGCCGGCUAAGAAGGUGCAGAGCAUUGUCGAUCCCAUAACCAACAACAUACGCAUCAGCCUGAGCAGUGGUAAUGCUUUGAGUCCGGAAGCACCACAAGCACAGGCACAGCCACAGGAGCACCAACAUAACGAUGGGCCGGGGCAUCAUGGCACCAAUGCGCAUGUCGGCAGCACCACGCCGAGCAAUCCGGGCCGCUUUCCGAACCGCCAACGUGGCACGGCCCACUACAGCACCACCAGGAGUAGUAGCACCACUCUAAGGCCGCGCAGCACCACCACGCAAGCCACGACGACCACAACAAGGGCCACCACGACGACAACGAGGCCCACUACAACCACAACUACCAGGAGAAUAACUACAACCAGGACCACAACUACAGCGAAACCAGAGACGCGCACUGCCAACCCAAUAACCAGCACUAUUGGCACCACCGAGGAUCCGUCCACCUUCUAUCGCCUUGACAACGAGGAGGCCUACGCCUACACAUUGCCCACGUGGCUGCAGGAGGUUACCGAUCCGGAUCUGGAUGUGGCAGUCACCUUUGAAGUGCCCGCCGACAACGAUCUUUACAACCACACGCUGGCCAAAGAUCUGGAGCCACCAUUUGAGCCAUUCGUCGAUUUGGGCAACAUUCAAUUGACACCACCGCCGACUACUAGGCCCAUAGUCACAACACCAACCACAACAACCACAACGACCACCACCACGGCAGCACCAACAACGACAACCACAACAACAACUAGCACAACCACAACAACCACGCCACGAACAACGACAACCACAACCACGCGACGUCCGAGCACGCAGAGAACCACCACCAAAGCACCCAUACCACCCACUCACAGCAUCCAAGUGCACAAAGAACCACAGCAAGUGAAACUGACCACAACCACCACCCAUCACGCAGAUAACUCGCCGACGGAUUCGAGCAGCAGCAGCACCUAUACCAGCACCAUCAACACCACUCCGAGCCAGUUUGAUGCAGGCAACCCAUUCGAUUCGGCCACAAUUCCCGCCUGGCUGCGUGACUUCGAUUAUCCGGAUGUUGGUCCCGGAGUGCCCUUUGAUCCGGACAAUUAUGGACCAGCAGCUAGCAGCACCCGUUACCCAACCACCCCACCACGUCUCCCCACCGUCCCGUCCGCCUCCUCCGCUUUUCCAUCCAAAGUCACGCUUCCGCUUCCAGGCAGCAGCAGCAGUAGCAGUAGCAGUAGCAGCGAGAGGCCACCGCUGGUGCUCGUUCCGCCCGCUGACAGCUCGGAUUCCGGUUUCGAUUCCGGUUCCAGCUCUGACAUCGGCUCUUUCUCCGGCACCAAUCCCGGACCACUGAUCCAUCCCACUACCAACUCUAUCACGCCUUUUGCAGCCCGCUUCGAUCCACCAGCCGUCAAUGCCAACUCACCCAACAUCGAGCCCUCCCCAACCAGCAAGGUCGAGUACACGAAAAGCGAUGAGGGCAAGGUCAUCAGCACUCCGGUCACUAGCAAUCAGCGUAAGACGGAAGCAGCGGCAUCAGUUAGCAACACUGGAAAGUACACGGGAGGAUUUGGCGCACCAGCGGGACUACUGCGUCCACAGUCUACCAAUCCGGACAUCUAUGUGGGUGGCAACAAGCACGAGUUCAGCACCAUUGUGCAGGCAAACAAGGGGCGACCCAUCGUUAAUCCAGGUCGCUACAAUGGUGGCUUUGGAGCACCCACGGGUAUCCUUUCGCCACAAGCGCAGGCGGAGCCGCGACCAUUCCAGCCCAUAAGCCAGCAGACGGAACACAGGGAACAGCAAGCCGAUAGUAGCCGGCGAACGGAUAGCCGUUUUGGUGGACCACCCGGCAUUCUUGUGCCCUUCGACAACGUGCAGCGGACUGGGGGACAGUAGCAGAAUGUGCGAAAGUCCGGGAGACCGCGAAUACUUUAAAUUAUUUAUAGCCCAUGUACAUGUACCUAUGCUAGAGCUAACUAAGUAGAUGACCUGCGGGUCAUCGCAUUACUUGCGAAAUAAAUCGUCUCAGAACUACCAA